CAACUCUAUGAACGGAUGUGGUGAGGCGCUUCUAAAAUACAGCUUCUGCGCUGGCAUUUGUGCUCUACGGACCAUGUAUGCCUAGGGGUACAGUCUUGGAGCGCAAACAGGCACCCUAAGCGCAGCAAAGUAUGGAUAGGCUAUCAUUAUUAUGUCAGAAGAAUGCCUGCAUGCGGCGCUUCUUAUCGCGCAGUGACAUGGGGGCUUCCGCAGUUGAGGUGGGAUGGAGCAGCUGUCUCCGUUGGAUCGCACCCUUCACCCUUCCAGCUCGAGCAUACAGCAGCAGUGGCGAAUCAAGUAUGGAUCGCUCGUUUCUCCGUGGCAUUUUAGAAGAAGUCCGGGUGGCACGUGCUCAAAAGGCGGCAGGCGACUACCGCCGCCAGCGGGGCGACCCCCAGCAGCAGCAGCCUGCUAGCAGCGACCCAAAUCGCAGCUCUAGCGACGUGGGGGCCGGAGGCCAGACGUCAUCCUCCUCAUCAUCAGGAGCAAUAGCAAGAAGCCAGACAAGCCCAGCAUUGCCAGCAGCAGCAGCAGGAGGUGCGUCCGCCGACUCGGCAGCGCAGGAGCUGCACCCCAGCCGAGGCAGGGCCGACCUUAACGCCUACGCACGCAGCCCCCUGGGCGGGGGGGUAGGCACCUCUUUGUCAUCUGGGUUGGGAGUGCCGGUUCUUGACGACGAGGCUGGGAGCCUCAGUAACUGGCAGCCUGUCACUAUGGGAGAAAGCGGCUUCGAGGCCAUGGUUGAGCGGCGCAUCCGUGACAGCGUGGCACGAGGCGAGCUGGAUAACUUGAAGCUCAAGGGCAAGCCUCUGGAUUCCGUCGUACGGCACGACUCGCAGUUCUACCGCGUGGAUCCCCUCAUGGCGGCAAUGGGGCGCAGCAUGGGCGCGCAGGCGGUACGGCCGCGCUCCCUGGAGCUGCGGGAGGAGCUGGCGGCGGCGCAGCGGGAGUUCGAGGAGGCGGUGCAGCGGG
Messenger RNA from Astrephomene gubernaculifera, 972 nucleotides. The record is from the annotation of a GenBank genome assembly. NCBI's taxonomy places the organism in Eukaryota, Viridiplantae, Chlorophyta, Chlorophyceae, Chlamydomonadales, Astrephomenaceae.